UUUAUAAACAUAAACAAAACGCUACGCAAUAAUCCAACCCUGUUAUUUGUUAAGAAAAAAAAAGCCGAAGUUUCUUGCAUUGUUCAUGCAAUUUCGUUGUUUAUUAACAAAUUGUAUUUUAAACAAGUUGGUGGUCAAUUAGUUAUAAAAUAAAAUAAUUAUUAAUAAAAAGUAAAUAAAUUUAUUGUGUAUAAUAUAUAGCCGAUAGAAAAACAACAAAGAAAUAAGAAAGACUAAUUAAAUUGCAUUUAAAAAAACCUCACCUCUUAACAUCUACAUUACCCUGAGGUAUUCUCAACUUUAACAGCAACCAAAAUGCGUACAGUAUUAGCCUUAUUAUUGGCUUUUGUAGCCUUAGCUCAGGCUGUUUCUUUGACAGAUCUUUCCAAAGAAGAAUGGCAUACCUAUAAGUUGGAACACCGUAAAAGCUAUGUCAACGAAAUUGAGGAACGUUUCCGUAUGAAGAUUUUCAAUGAAAAUCGCCAUAAAAUUGCCAAACACAAUCAAUUAUAUGCUCAAGGCAAAGUAUCCUACAAGCUGGGCUUGAACAAAUAUGCCGAUAUGUUGAAUCAUGAAUUCAGAGAAACCAUGAAUGGUUACAACAACACAUUGCGUAACUUAUUGCGUUCUCAAUCUGGUUUAGUGGGUUCCACUUUCAUUACCCCCGCUCAUGUAACUGUACCCAAGUCGGUAGAUUGGCGUCAACAUGGUGCCGUUACUGGUGUUAAGGAUCAGGGUCAUUGUGGUUCUUGCUGGGCCUUCUCCACCACUGGUGCCUUGGAGGGUCAACAUUUCCGCAAAACUGGCGUUUUGGUUUCGUUGAGUGAACAGAAUUUGGUUGAUUGUUCCACCAAGUAUGGCAACAAUGGUUGCAAUGGUGGCUUAAUGGACAAUGCCUUCCGUUAUAUUAAGGAUAAUGGUGGUAUUGAUACCGAAAAAUCGUAUCCUUAUGAGGGUAUUGACGAUUCUUGCCACUUCAAUAAGGCCACCGUUGGUGCCACCGAUACCGGUUUCAUUGAUAUACCCCAAGGUAAUGAAGAGAAAAUGAUGCAAGCUGUUGCCACUUUGGGUCCCGUCUCCGUAGCCAUCGAUGCUUCCCACGAAUCUUUCCAAUUGUAUAGUGAAGGUGUUUACGAUGAACCCGAAUGUGAUGCUGAAAACUUGGAUCAUGGUGUUUUGGUUGUAGGCUAUGGUACCGAUGAAAAUGGCAUGGACUACUGGUUGGUUAAGAACUCUUGGGGCACCACCUGGGGUCAAGAUGGCUACAUUAAAAUGGCUCGUAAUAAGGACAACCAAUGUGGUAUUGCUACUGCCUCUAGUUAUCCUACAGUUUAAAAAGAAUUUUUCUUUUUUAAUUCAUUUUAAUUAAUUUUUCAUUUAUUUAAUCAAAUUUAUCACUUUGCUUUUUCAAUUACAACUUUGUAUUCAUUUUAAAUUCUGCUUAAAUUUAUACUUUUUUUCACUUUUAAAUUUAAUUUAUGUAAUUAAUUUCUAUAUAUGUCUUUUAGUUCUUUUUUUAUAUAUAUAAUUAAAUAAAAGCUUUACUAAGUUUUAAAAGACAUUGAAAAAGUAAAACAAAGAAAAAUAUUUUUUUCUAGAAUUAAUAAUACAUUUUGUAAAUGAAUUAUUUUUCUUUUUAAACUAACGUUUUUGUAUAUGUAUGUUUUAUCUUUAUGUGUGUGUGUAUAUGUAAAUUUUUAAAGAAUUCAUUAAUUUCAACAGAUAAUUUAAAGUUUUAACACUUUUCCAUUUCUUAAAUUUGAACACCAACUACAAACAUCACAUAUACAAAAGGAUUUAAAACCAUGAAACUGAAAACUCAAAUCCGAAACGAUGUCAUAUUAUAAUUUUAAUUUAAACAAAAUAUGUAUAGAACAAUAAAAGUGUAAAGAACAAUAAAAUUAUAAAAAAAAUAUAAA
This is a messenger RNA of Lucilia sericata (common green bottle fly), 1919 nucleotides long. RefSeq names its product cathepsin L. The record is from RefSeq and is a predicted model, not a curated record. Gene Ontology annotation, biological process: immune response. Gene Ontology annotation, molecular function: cysteine-type endopeptidase activity. The coding region runs from base 316 to 1335 and encodes 339 amino acids. The transcript is spliced from 4 exons. NCBI's taxonomy places the organism in Eukaryota, Metazoa, Arthropoda, Insecta, Diptera, Calliphoridae. Gene Ontology annotation, cellular component: lysosome.